GCGUUGACGGUGUUGCUGAUAUUUGUUUGGUUUCUGCGUGCGAAAAAGAAAGAAGGAAAUAUUUUUGCUUUUGUCAUCACGCACAUUUUGACAAUUACAUACGAGAGUUCACGUAGGUGCGAACAGCCUUCGAAAUCUCUUUCAACGCGAAUAAACCGAAUACCUAAAGCAGGCAGUGUUGUUGAAAUUCGUUCAUUAGUCAGCUGGGAGUUGCUUUGCUUUGUUACUCUGUGUACUGUGCUGUGUUUUGAACUGCAUUUAUCAAACUGCUGAUGUUUUUCAUUUUACAUCCACCCCGUUAGUAGGUAUGACCUAGAAGAUUGCAAAUCUGUUGUUAUCACUAGAAGGCGAUCGCAUUGUCGAUGGCUUGGAGCAUUUCAUCUCUCCUCGGGUGCGCAAAGUUUCGUUGAAAAUUAUUACCACGAAGUGAAAGUUUCGUUUUGAAUUUGAUCGAUCCUUUGGAUUAUUACGGUCCUGUUAAAUGGGUUAUGCAACUGGCAAUACCCACAGACCUUUGCUGCCACUGCAGGACGAGGAGGAAGACGAUAGCGAAGUGGCAUUUGUUGACGACAGCAAUUAUGCGGGAUCGAUCAAUGCUGGCGCGGAGGAAAAUAUUCCCACGACAAAGACGGUGGGAACAAAGAAUGCAGCAAGAAGCCGUAGAGCAGACGACGGCAGCCUCCGUAUUGCCCCCGUUGAUAAGUACAACUUCACCUACGCAGUAUUUUAUUUGCUCGGAAUGACGACGUUGCUGCCGUGGAAUUUUUUUGUCACUGCUGAAGAGUAUUGGCAAUAUAAAUUCCGUAACAUAUCAAGCAACGACACCAGCGUGCUAACGCCUCGCCAGUUAGAAUUCCAGUCGGAUCUCAGCAUAGCGGCCUCGGUACCGAGCACAUUAUUCUUGAUACUGAACGCUUGCUGCGGUCACCGGGUUCCGCUGCACGUGCGAAUGGCCGGUUCGCUGGUUAUGAUGUUUUUAAUUUUCAUCUGGACGACGACGUUAGUUCAAGUUGACACCGACCAGUGGCAGGACACAUUCUUUCUUAUCACAGUUUGCUCGGUCGUUGUCGUCAAUGCGUUUUCCGCCAUCAUGUCCGGCGCUCUGUUCGGAAUCGCCGGACAGUUCACGUCGGAUUACAUGACGGCCGUGGUUAGUGGUCAAUCGUUGGGAGGAAUCUUCACUGCCGCCGUAGAUGUUAUCGCGUUAUCAUUCGGAGCGCCUCCGACAACAACCGCCUUUGUGUUCUUCAUCAUCGGUACACUGGUACUGUUGCUUUCCCUUGUUCUGUACCUGAUUAUGGCGAAGACACUAUUUUUCAAAUAUUACACCUCGUCACGAACGCUGAUGAAGAGCUCACUAGACGUAGACGAGAUGUCCAGAGAGCUGCUUCCUCGGCAGAAUCCUACGUUCAUUGGAGUACUGAGGAAAAUUUGGCUGUUUGGAUUUGCCGAAUGGCUGGUUUUUGUUAUCACACUAUCGAUCUACCCGGCGGUGACGAUCUUGGUUGGAUCACAGAGUCAGUCCCAUCUAUGGUCGAAUGUGUAUUUCCUACCGGUCGUGAACUAUUUACUGUUUAAUACCGGCGAUUACAUUGGUAGGGUAUGUGCGGGUAUGAUCGAGUGGCCCUCUAACAGUCCGUUCCUGAUUAGCAUUCUGUCAAUCGCUCGAAUCGGAUUUGUACCGAUCAUGCUACUAUGCAACAUUAAACCGCACCACAACUUCCCCGUCCUAAUCCAUUCGGAUUACAUAUUCAUCGCGUUGAUGGCCGGAUUUGCGCUCUCUAACGGAUAUAUUACUAAUAUCGCGUUGAUCGGGGCGCCAAAGGCAGUUGAUCAAUCGGAGAAGGAGCUUGCAUCUUCGACAAUGGCCGCCUUUCUUGGUAUCGGUUUGGCAUGUGGAUCGACGAUUAGUUUUAUGAUCAUCGAGAUGAUCAAAUAGGAUCAUCAUGCACAGGUUACUUUUUCAAGCCCGACUUAGAGGCUAAUUCGUACACUGCUAGAUCUGCGAUAUUUACGCUAAGAAGAUAUAUAAAUAGGUAAUGGGUUAAUUGCCAAAAAAGCAAUUACUGUAAGGUAAGAUAAUCGCUUAUAUGUUGCGAGCUUAAUGCUAGACAUACCGAUAACAUAUUCAACUAGAAAAAUAUUUAAAAACGGAACAGAUUAUAUUGACCAUAAUUACAAGAAA
Molecule: messenger RNA, 2185 nt
Organism: Wyeomyia smithii (pitcher-plant mosquito)
Lineage: Eukaryota; Metazoa; Arthropoda; Insecta; Diptera; Culicidae
Gene: Ent1
Product: equilibrative nucleoside transporter 1
Exons: 4
Coding region: 482-1939 (485 amino acids)
Biological process (GO): nucleoside transmembrane transport
Cellular component (GO): plasma membrane
Molecular function (GO): nucleoside transmembrane transporter activity
Source: RefSeq, a predicted model, not a curated record